CUCAACGUCUCCCAAACAAUAACAAACUUUAUUCUGCUUUAUUGCCUGGAUUUUUCUGGUGCUGUGGGGGUUUUGUCACAUGCCAUGUGAUAACCGCCUACUGAAAUUCCAUAAUUAUAGAGAUUUUAUAGAACUUGAAGGAGGGAAACGGAGAGUUCUUUAUUUACAUCGGUUAUAGUAUGUAAAUCAUUUUAAGUUGAAGCACCUUUGCAUGUUUAUUUGUGCAUAAGGGAAUUGUUUGGGGAGAUCAUGUCAGGCUCGAUCCUGGGGACGUGUUCGUUGAUGUGCCCUGAUGAGGAGCGACGGUUUCGGGAAAAGGAAGGAUUACUACAUUCAUUCGAAAUUGAUGCGUCCCAGAAUAAUCUGAAGAGACCUAAGGCUGACCCUGAGAAGAUUAUAAAAUGUUACAGUAGAUCAGGCCCUGGAAAGUUUAUGAUACAUGACUUGAACCAGUUGAGGCCGGGGCCAGUUCUACUCUCCACCGUUAAAUACUUAUUCACGGAAAUUGCCACUCGUUCAGAUGUUGAUUGGACAGUCAUAUACGAUUUCAUAUUCGAUCGCCUGAGGGCAGUCAGGCAGGAUCUGACUGUCCAGAGGCUGGAUGUCGUCAUAACUGUCAAAAUUCUGGAACCAAUAGUCAGGUUUCAUGUUUAUGCUGCUCAAAGAUUGUGUGAUAGAAGUCUUGAGGAAUUCGUCCCUAAAUUCAACAAUCAGCAUUUAUUAGAAUGCAUCAAGGAACUCCUUGUUAGUUACGAUGAACGAGACUAUGAGCCAAAGAAUUUUUUUUGUAGCAACAGAGCGCAGAUCGAAACGCUGUAUGUCCUGCUGUAUCUGGGGGAGUGUGCAGCAAUCGAGAGAGCAUUGAGUCUUCCAUUAGAAUAUAGGAAUUCCCCCACUAUGCAAAUGGCGUUGAAGAUAUCUCUCGCCUGGUACCUAAGGAAUUACGUGCAAGUAUGUCGUACUAUGGUUAAACUACCUCCUCUAUUAGCAAUGGCAGCAAUGUCGAAUUUACCACGGAUAAGACGUGAUACUCUCCAAGUAAUGAGUUCUGCAUAUAACAGUGCUCAAUUGUGUUACCCUGGAGACGAUCUCAGGAAAAUUUUACUAUUCAAGAGUAAGGAACAAUUGCAUAAAGAGUGCAGGCAUUUUGGAUUGGACGUCAUCGAUGGGAACAUUCGUUUCCAAAAAUGCAAAUUUAAGGUGCAUGAGAAAGAGAGAAAUCCCCAGAAAGUAUUUUCCGAUGAAAUGCUGCACUUAUUUCUACCCAAAAUCAUUCUCAACUAGAUCGAGAGCAUGAGAUCAGAGGGACGAGGGGAAUAUUAAAUAAAAAACAGAUCCUACUUUACACCAGUUGAAUGAGAUUGAUCUUUAUUGGGAGUCACUGGAUGAACUGCUGGAGGAAUCAGUCGACAUGACUUCAACAUCCUCAUUUUCUUGCUUAUGGGUGUUCAUGGCGACACUUCCUUGUCCACCCAUUGACAUGUGAAUCUCACCGGACGGAUGCCAUGCAAAUUGAUUCGCUGACGAUGCUGGUGGCUCUGAAAAUAUUUUUGAAAUAAAAAUUAGUCUUGAUGAAAAAAACUCAGUAGCGAAACGGUAAAAAGAUUUAAGUUGAUUUAGUUCUUAGCUGAGUUUUCGAAGAAUAUCUUCAAAUCUGAGGAAGAUGGAUAAAUUUUUCUAAUAACAUUUUUUGUAGAUCUUAAUCCGCUCUGCAAAAAAGGCUGUAACAAAAAUUAUGCUAUCUGCCUUAGAUCCCGAGAUAUUCACUGAAAACUGACCAAUAGUCAAAAUUCACUUGAACCAUUUUACCACUUCGCUACUGAAAUUUAAGAAUUAAAAUUAUUCUUAAUGCCAUUUGAAUAUAUUAUUGUUUUCUGUGGACAACGAAACAUUCAUGAAAUAAUUUCAUAGAAGUUAUUUCAAGGCAAUGAUUUUUCAAGACAAUUUCGAAAAGAUUUCGAAGGUUUUUUCUCCAAAUUAUGCGAAUUAUUCAGGGAUUUUGUUUGUAAGACUGUUGUGCAAACAAAUUUAUAAAUUUUUCAUUAAAAAAUUCUCAAGUAAA
Molecule: messenger RNA, 2062 nt
Organism: Diachasma alloeum
Lineage: Eukaryota; Metazoa; Arthropoda; Insecta; Hymenoptera; Braconidae
Product: germinal-center associated nuclear protein
Exons: 7
Coding region: 250-1284 (344 amino acids)
Biological process (GO): spindle assembly; centrosome duplication
Cellular component (GO): centrosome; nucleus; spindle
Source: RefSeq, a predicted model, not a curated record